This is a messenger RNA of Theobroma cacao (cacao), 2303 nucleotides long. RefSeq names its product zinc transporter (gene ZAT). Lineage: Eukaryota; Viridiplantae; Streptophyta; Magnoliopsida; Malvales; Malvaceae. The record is from RefSeq and is a predicted model, not a curated record. Gene Ontology annotation, molecular function: zinc ion transmembrane transporter activity. Gene Ontology annotation, biological process: zinc ion transmembrane transport. Gene Ontology annotation, cellular component: plasma membrane.
ACAUGUUCUUGUUAAAGCUGUUACAACUUCUCCACAGCUAUUAGAUCUCUGUCAUAAAAUGAAGCUGGUACAAGACAAAACACCAGGAAGAUCCUCCUUCCUUUGGCUGAAGAAUUUCCAAAACUUAUAGUAGUAGUAGUUUCUAUUAUGAACUGUUUGCCUUUUUUUUUUUGUACCAUUAUCAAUUAUGAGUCAUCCCCAUGUGCAAAUUCCAUAAAAGAUUGAAUGAAUGAAUGAUUGAAAAAGGAUUUGUGUACUUCUCUUACCAUUCAUAACAACAAGUUCAUGUUUUUAGUCUUUGGGUUGACUGGUAUUUGGAAAUGUAAGUUUAGUUAGGUUCGGUCUUCUGCUGGUGUAGGAAAGUCUGGUGAGGGUAAUGUUGGAAUAUGACAGAUGAGUGCCUAGCGGUAGUCGACUACAUCCAUCGGAAAUUGUCCAUUUCUCAUUUGCUGGCUGCCUAUAAAGAAUCCCACUCCCAAGGCCAGGGGCUUCAACUUCAACAGAGGUACAAGCUUUCCAUAACUUCUAUAUCAAAUUAUCACCUCAGCAUCAAAGGGAAAUACAAUAGAGCUGCCCAAGAAUGUGAUGCAAGAUUGGUUGGUUUUUUGCGUGAAGCAAGUUCUCCCUGUACUUUGGCUUAAUCAAUAAAAUACUUCCAGGAUCAUUCAUCACUUGCCUUGGCAAAUGGUAAUCGUUGAGGGUGCUGGGUUUUGCUGUGGUUAGUUUGUGACCCUUUCACCUGUCAUUCUCCGUGCCAGAUAUCUUUUGUCUUUAAAUAUUCGAUAAUCCAUUCUGCUAGACAUUUAGCUCCUUGCAAGAUGGAUUUGCAAAAUCCUCAGCACAGGCAAUUUGUUGAAAUAAGCGUGGAUGCUGCUGAUGAGGAAAGGAGUGUUGGAGGGAGUAAGAUUUGUGGGGAAACAACUUGUGGAUUUUCGGAUGCUGGUACUAACUCUAAAGAUGCUGAAGAGCGAUCAGCAUCCAUGCGCAAGCUCUUCAUUGCGGUGGCACUUUGCAUCAUCUUCAUGAGUGUAGAAGUAGUAGGUGGCAUCAAAGCCAAUAGUCUAGCUAUAUUAACUGAUGCAGCACAUUUGCUGUCAGAUGUUGCAGCUUUUGCCAUCUCCUUGUUCUCAUUAUGGGCUGCUGGCUGGGAAGCCACUCCCCGUCAAUCUUAUGGAUUUUUUAGGAUUGAGAUUCUCGGGGCCUUAGUCUCCAUCCAGAUGAUAUGGUUGCUUGCAGGAAUUUUAGUAUAUGAAGCCAUUGUUAGACUCAUUAAUAACACAGGUGAGGUGAAUGGGUUUCUAAUGUUCCUUGUUGCUACUUUCGGACUAGUGGUUAAUAUCAUCAUGGCUCUCUUAUUGGGCCAUGACCAUGGCCAUAGCCACGGUGAUCACGGUCAUGGUAUUGGUCACAGUCAUGGAGUGAGCAUUACCACACACCAUCAUCAUGAGGGACACUCCACAGGAGAACACCACCACCAUCAUCAUGAGGAGCACUCCAAGACUGAGCACCACCUUCAAAGUGACGAUGCAGAGCAUACCACAAAUGAGCACCACCAUGCUCAUGAAGAUCAGUCAGAGCCGCUGCUCAAUAAACCAAAAGGAAGGAAUAUAAAUGUCCAGGGUGCUUAUCUUCAUGUACUGGGGGAUUCUAUUCAAAGUAUUGGAGUGAUGAUUGGGGGUGCAAUCAUAUGGUAUAAGCCCAAAUGGAAAAUAGUUGAUCUGAUUUGCACACUAGUAUUUUCGGUUGUUGUUUUGGGGACUACGAUAAAAAUGUUGCGGAGCAUACUUGAAGUGCUGAUGGAGAGUACACCAAGAGAGAUUGAUGCAACAAAGCUGGAAAGGGGGCUGUUGGAGAUGGGGAAUGUGGUGGCCAUUCACGAGCUGCAUAUAUGGGCCAUUACUGUGGGGAAGGUCCUGUUGGCUUGCCAUGUUAAAAUCAGGCCAGAAGCAGAUGCAGACAUGGUUUUAGACAAUGUAAUAGAGUACAUCAGAAGGGAGUAUAAUAUCAGUCAUGUUACGAUACAGGUAGAGCGUUAAUCGAAGUGCAGAAUUUUAGAACUUGCUUGGGGCCUCAUUGUCUUCUCUUUUGAAAUCUUUCUAUAUGCAAAGUAUUAAACUUUAUAUAUAUAGGCGGCAUAUAGCUGAUAUUUAUCUUAAUUAGCGCAUCAUUUUCUGCUUCAUGGUCCAUAUCCAAGAUUUAAAUCAGUAGGUAUCCUGUAAAUUUCAUUUGUCGAAUCAUCUCUUUCUGUCAGUUUCAUGUUUAUUACCAUUUCAGUUCAAUAGAUUUAUGCAUUUUUCUUCUUA